Stegastes partitus (bicolor damselfish) is the source of this 2931-nucleotide messenger RNA. RefSeq names its product klotho (gene kl). Bases 1 to 2931 code for a protein of 976 amino acids. Gene Ontology annotation, biological process: carbohydrate metabolic process; fibroblast growth factor receptor signaling pathway. The transcript has 13 exons. Lineage: Eukaryota; Metazoa; Chordata; Actinopteri; Pomacentridae. The record is from RefSeq and is a predicted model, not a curated record. Gene Ontology annotation, molecular function: hydrolase activity, hydrolyzing O-glycosyl compounds; fibroblast growth factor receptor binding; fibroblast growth factor binding.
AUGAGUAAUCUCAUCGCCCUUUUGACUUUUCUCGCCUUCACCUCUGCGGCCGCAAAACCCAACGCCGGUUUAAAAACGUGGGGACGCUUCAGUAAGCUGCCCUAUCCAGGGGACAAGGCUUUCCUCUACGAUACCUUCCCCGAGGACUUCAUGUGGGCGGUGGGCACCGCUGCCUACCAGGUGGAGGGCGCGUUUGAGAAGGACGGCAAGGGCCUCUCCAUUUGGGACACUUUUACGCGCGGCGGGAACCGGAUGGCCACCGGGGACGUGGGCAGCGACAGCUACCACAACAUCCACGCCGACAUCCGAGCCAUCAGAAAGCUCGGGGUCAGCCACUACAGGUUCUCCCUGUCUUGGUCCCGGAUUUUUCCCAACGGCACCCGCGGGAGCUACAACGAAAUCGGCACCAACUACUACCGGACGCUCAUCAAGCGGCUGAAGGAGAACCGAGUGGAGCCGGUGGUGACGCUGUACCACUGGGACCUGCCCGACCACCUGCAGCAGAGCCUCGGCGGCUGGAGCAACCCGGAGCUGGUGGGGAUCUUCAAGGACUACGCAGAUUUUUGUUUCCACACUUUUGGAGAUGAUGUGAAGUACUGGAUCACAAUUGACAACCCGUUUGUUGUGGCCCGCCACGGAUACGGCACCGGAGUGGUCGCUCCCGGGAUAAAGAACGACCCUGACCUUCCGUUCCGGGUUGGACACAAUCUGCUCAAGGCUCACGCGGCCACAUGGCAUCACUACGACCGCCACUACCGUCCCCGACAGCACGGCCAACUGUCCAUGGCUCUGGCCUCUCACUGGAUCAAGCCCAGUCGCACCCGGCUGGAGAGCCUGCGAGAGUGCCAGUGCUCCCUGGACCACGUCCUGGGUUGGUUCGCCCGGCCGCUGUUCACAGACGGAGACUACCCCCCCUGCAUGAAGGCCAGGCUGGGCUCUCGGCUGCCCUCCUUCACCCAGGAGGAGAAGGAGCAGGUGAAGGGAACCGCUGACUUCUUCGCCCUCUCUCACGGAGCAGCCCUCAGCUUCCAGCUCAUCAACGACAGCCUGAAGUUUGGGCAGCAGGAGGAUCUGGACCUGAGGAUGCUGCUCUACUGGGUCAACGCGGAGUACGACAGGCCGCCCAUCUUUGUGGUGCAGAGCGGUUGGUACGUCCUCGGCAACACCAAGACAGAAGACCCAAAACACAUGUACUACCUCAAGAGGUUCAUCGCAGAGGCGCUGAAAUCAAUCAUCAUAGAUGGCGUGAACGUGAUCGGAUACACAGCUUGGUCUCUGAUAGACGGCUUUGAGUGGCACAGAGAAUAUGGGAUCCGACGGGGACUUUAUUAUGUCGACUUCAACACUCCUGACAUGAAGAGGGAGCCAAAGACAUCUGCCACCUUUUACAGAAAUGUCAUCCAGAGAAACGGUUUCCCAGAACUUCCAGAGAACAGACCAGCACAAGGAGUCUUCCCCUGUGAUUUUGCAUGGGGUGUGUCGGCCAACUCAAUACAGGUGGAGUCCACACCCAGCCAGUUUGCAGACCCCAGCGUUUACCGGUGGAACACCAACAACGGGGAGCUGAUGAGGCUGGAGGGCUUCAGUUCGCCCCCUUUACGCCGAAACGCACACUGUGCUGAUUACGCCACCAUCCGACAACAGGUGGAUGAAAUAAGACAGGUGGGGGUAAACCACUUCCACUUCUCCCUCAACUGGUCAGCUCUGGUGCCGACCGGCGACGUGGCUCAUCCCAACACCACUCUGCUGGGUUACUACCGCUGCUUUACCCGCCAGCUGCUGCAGGCCAACGUCACACCUGUGGUCACUCUGUGGCACCACACCUGGCAGCGCAGCAGCCUGCCGGCCCCGCUGGACACCGCCAACAAGUGGCUGAACAGAGACACCCCUAAGGCCUUUGCAGACUACGCCAGACUUUGCUACAGAGAACUCGGGGCCCAUGUGAAGAUGUGGAUCACCCUGAAUGAGCCCAAUGAUGAGAUGGUGAGCUACCAGGAGGGCCAUCAGAUGCUGAUUGCUCAUGCUAUGGCCUGGCACGUGUAUGACGACGAGUUUAGACAUUCACAGGGAGGACAGGUGUCUCUGGCUCUGCACAUGGACUGGGUGGAACCAGCAUUUUCUUUCAGCCGAGAAGACGUGGAGCCGGCUAAAAGGGUGUUAGACUUCUUCGUUGGCUGGUUUGCAGAGCCCAUCUUCGGCAGCGGGGACUAUCCUCUGGGAAUGAGGAGCUGGCUGCGUCAGCUCAACUCACUUGACUUGCCAGUUUUCAACGAGAAGGACAGACUGCUGGUUAAGGGGACAUAUGACUUCUUUGCUAUUAGCCACUUCAGUACCAAGCUGGUGACUCACGCCAAGGAAGACUCUUACACCUACAACGUAAUGCUUGAGGUCCAACACAUGAUCGACACCACAUGGAUCACGUCUCCGUGGCCUGUAGUGCCCUGGGGCCUGAGGAAAGCCCUCAACUGGGUGAAGGAGCACUACUCUGAUGUGCCGGUGUACGUGAUGGCUAAUGGAGUGCAGGAGGACCCAGCUCGCUUCAAAGACAGCCUGAGAGUGUAUUAUCUGUACAACUACAUUAAUGAAGCACUGAAAGCGUACACUCUGGAUGGUGUAAACCUGAAGGGUUACUUUGCCUACGCCCUGAGUGACCAGCGGGACCCUGGAUUUGGCUUGUACGGCCAAGUCCACGAAGAGGUCAUCGACAAGGCCUCUCUCUCCAACUAUCGCAACAUCAUCCAGCAUAACGGCUUCCCCCUUCAAGGAGCUACACCCCAGCAGUGUCCCAGUUUGCCUCAGCCCUGCCUGGGCUGCCACAUUCUCACCAAGAGGCCUGUGGUGGGCUUCCUGACCCUGGUAGGGUCAGGAGUACUGAUCACCUUGGGCCUCAUUAUUUACUAUUCGUCCAAGAGACACAAGGAGUGUUACUGA